This is a messenger RNA of Dovyalis caffra, 1233 nucleotides long. The record is from the annotation of a GenBank genome assembly. Lineage: Eukaryota; Viridiplantae; Streptophyta; Magnoliopsida; Malpighiales; Salicaceae.
AUGGAAAUUUAUUGUGAAAGAUAUACAAGGCAGGUUUCUGUUAUUAGUUGUUUGAUUGAAGGAAUUGAGUUGGAGUGGGUGGUGGUUGAAUCAUGCCUUGGUUCUAUUGGUAUGAAGUACGGUUUCUGUGAUGGCCUUUAUUUAUUCUUUUAUUGCUCUUUAAUGAGACUGGAUCGAUGUGGAUCUAUAUGGCCAUUUGGACAAGUGUUGCAGCAGUGGAUCUAUCCCCUUGCCGACCUUGUUAUAGUUGGUGACAUCUCAUUUUAUUUUCUUGUCCUUCAUUUCAGGAUGGACCUUGCAUUUGUGCCUACACUAGCAAUCGCAAAUAUUUUGAUACCUGUCACCAUGUUUCGCCUUUGGAGUAAUACUCACCAUGAUCAGGAAAAUGAUUCACUGCAGCAUGAAUCUAAGAUCAAUGAGCUCAAGGCUGCCAUUGGACCACUAUCUGGACACAGUUUACGAUAUUGCACCGACGCAUGCUUUCGAAGAUAUUUGGAAGCUAGGAACUGGAAUGUAGACAAAGCAAAGAAAAUGCUAGAAGACACACUUGAAUGGAGAUCAACAUAUAAACCUGAGAAGAUUUGCUGGCCUGAAGUUGCAAUUGAAGGUGAGACUGGAAAAAUAUACAGAGCAAAUUUUCAUGACCGACAAGGAAGGACUGUUCUUAUUUUGAGGCCAGGAAUGCAGAAUACGAAGUCAAUAGACAAUCAGAUGCGGCAUCUGGCGUAUCUCAUAGAGAAUGCUAUCCUCAACCUACCAGAGGGUCAAGAACAAAUGGCAUGGUUGAUAGAUUUCACUGGGCUGUCGAUAAACAACACUCCACCCAUAAAAUCAGCUCGUGAUACUGUUAAUAUACUGCAAAGCCACUACCCUGAGAGGCUAGCUGUUGCAUUUCUCUACAACCCCCCACGAAUUUUUGAGGCAUUUUGGAGGAUCGUCAAGUAUUUCUUGGAUGCCAAAACAUUCCAGAAGGUAAAAUUUGUGUACCCCAAUGAUACUGAUAGUGUCGAACUCAUGAGGUCAUAUUUCGACCACGAAAAUCUUCCAACCGAGUUUGGAGGAAGGGCCAUAUUGGAGUAUGACCAUGAAGAGUUCUCAAGAUUGAUGACUGAAGAUGAUGUGAAGGCUGCCUCAUUUUGGGGAUUUGACAAGAAGCUUCAAGAAGCAGUAAAUGGGCAUCAUGGAUCAGAGGUGGCUCCAGAGCCAAUUGACCUGGCAUCCCCGGCCAGCUAG